Molecule: messenger RNA, 2344 nt
Organism: Prunus avium (sweet cherry)
Lineage: Eukaryota; Viridiplantae; Streptophyta; Magnoliopsida; Rosales; Rosaceae
Biological process (GO): base-excision repair
Molecular function (GO): DNA-3-methyladenine glycosylase activity
Source: RefSeq, a predicted model, not a curated record
UCCAAAUAUCUUCUGUAAAGUGCGAAGAGGGGGGAAGUCCCAAGUGAAAAACAUGGUGGCUUUCAGCACACUAUCCCAUAAUCCCACCCAACAAAUCCCCAUUUUAAUCUCCUUUUGAUUCUCUCACUAUUCAAUAUAACAACAUGAACAAUUAUAAUACUAACAAUAAUUAGUAUAGGAAACAACCCAAAUGGCCAAGUAAGUAUGGCAGGCCCCAACCUCCCCAUGUUACAAAUCCCCCUUUACCUGUCCCCACUCUCUCUCCUUUUAUAAAAUCCCCAAGCCCUGCCUUCCCCUCUCCUUCACUCCCAUACCACCUCCUUCAUUGAUCUCUUCUCCUGUACACAUCUUUGAGCCAUCAAGUCUUUUUCCUCCUGUUCAUUGCUAGAAAACCCAUCACAUUUAGACUUACAUAUUCAACACACAAGAACAUACACAGAACCUAAGAAAUUAUGUGCAGCUCUAAGGCCAAGGUGACCAUAGGGGUUGAAGUCACACCCAUGGUUGCUAGAAUCAAUGGCAGACCUGUCCUUCAGCCUACCUGCAAUCGGGUUCCUAGCCUAGACAGGCGGAAUUCGAUUAAGAAAAUAUCAACACCACCUCCCCCUCCACCAUUGCCAACUUCUUCUGCUAGUAGUACUAGUCCUAGAAUUUCCAACAAGGCUUCAUCAUUGUCAACACCUCCAAUUUCUCCAAAGUCAAAGUCUCCAAGGCCACCAGCAAUAAAGAGAGGAAAUGACCCUAAUGGGUUGAACUCAAGUUCUGAGAAAGUUGUGACCCCCGGAGGUACCACAAGAGCUAAGAUUUUGGAAAGGAAGAAGUCCAAGAGCUUUAAGCGUGCUAGUGUUGGUGUUGAUGGUGCUUCUGCUGAUCUUCAUCAUCAUGGAGAUUUUAGUGCUGGUGGAUUUUCUUCUUCUUCGAAUAUCGAGGCAUCGUUGAGUUAUUCGUCUUCUUUGAUCACGGAGGCGCCAGGAAGCAUUGCUGCUGUGAGGAGGGAGCAGAUGGCCCUUCAACAUGCACAAAGGAAGAUGAGGAUUGCCCAUUAUGGAAGAUCAAAGUCUGCCAACUUUGAAAGGGUUGUUCCUGUUGAUGCUUCUGGUAAUAUAGAAGCCAAGGGAGCUGAAGAAGAGAAAAGGUGCAGCUUUAUCACAGCUAAUUCAGAUCCCAUCUAUGUUGCUUACCAUGAUGAAGAAUGGGGAGUUCCAGUUCAUGAUGACAAGAUGUUGUUUGAACUGCUUGUGCUGAGUGGAGCUCAAGUUGGCUCAGAUUGGACUUCCAUUUUAAAGAAACGCCAAGAUUUCAGGAAUGCAUUUUCAGAUUUUGAUGCAGAAAUUGUGGCCAAUUUCACUGACAAGCAGAUGGUGUCAAUUGGUUCAGAAUAUGGCAUUGAUAUAAGCAGGGUCCGAGGAGUUGUGGACAACUCUAACCGAAUUCUUGAGAUUAAGAAGGAAUUUGGAUCAUUUGACAAGUACAUCUGGGGCUUUGUCAAUCAGAAACCCAUCUCACCUCAGUACAAAUUAGGCUACAAAAUCCCAGUUAAGACAUCAAAAUCAGAGUCCAUCAGCAAGGACAUGGUUAGGAGGGGAUUUAGGUUUGUGGGUCCAACAGUUGUUCAUUCUUUCAUGCAAGCCUCAGGCCUCACAAACGACCAUUUGAUCACUUGCCACAGGCACCUCCAGUGUACCUUAUUGGCAGCUCGCCGUCCCACAUUGGAAGAAGUUCUAUAGGAUCAUUGACAUCAAAGAGGAAAAAAUUAAUGACCCAAAAGUGUUUAGGGCUCAAUAUGCUAGAGAAGUGAGUGCAUAGUUUGCUAACUACAUAAAAAAGCAACAAAAAGAAAGGGUUACUUUUGGUGGUUGUGACUUGUGUGUAUAAUAUAAAUAGAGCAAUGGUUGUGAUUAGUUGUGAGAUUUAAUUUAGAAUCAAGAAUGCUUCAACGAUUAAGAUUCAUGUGAAUGACUGAUGAUAGCAUUCUUAGUUAACAAAGUUUGAAAUAGACAGAUGAGUGGUGUUGCAGAGGGAGCUCUCAAGGAGACAGGCAUCAUGUGCAUAUGCAUUAAGGAGGCAGGGCAUGUGUGGAUGUGUCAGUGUUGCUUUUUAUUCCAUGUGACCCAUCAAACUUUGCAUUAUUUUGAAUUCCUUUAACAGGCUGUGUGGGAUAUUGGAAGAUGGAGUGUAGGACCAGACCACAUAUUAAUUUCUCUUUCUCAAUUGCUUUGUUAAUUGAGUUGUUAGUUAUUAAUCUUCUGUACCUGUAUUUUUCUAACCCUUUUUGGCUUUGGGGGAAUAUUAUACCCCAUUGUUGUGUAUCUUGAAUUUGAUGUGAGAGGUUUUGAGUGUUGUU